Eurytemora carolleeae is the source of this 2071-nucleotide messenger RNA. RefSeq lists its product as uncharacterized. The record is from RefSeq and is a predicted model, not a curated record. The coding region runs from base 68 to 1159 and encodes 363 amino acids. The transcript has 3 exons. NCBI's taxonomy places the organism in Eukaryota, Metazoa, Arthropoda, Copepoda, Calanoida, Temoridae.
GUGAAAAAUAUUCUAGGUUAUUGUUGCCGGUCAAUCUCGCCUUCUGCUUCCCACACAGCAGUUAGCAAUGUUGAGCAGUAACCAAGAUGCUGCUGGAAACUUUGUGCUCACCAGUGGUGGAGAUAUUGCUAGAAACUUCGUGCUAAGCAGUUCAGUAGAUGGGAACAAAGGAAACUUUGUGCUUAGCAGUGCAUUAGAUGGGAAUAAAGGAAGCUUCUUACUGAACAGUUCAGUUGACGGAAGCAGAGGAAACCUUAUGCUGAACAGUUUAGCCGACGGAAACAAAGGAAACUUCGUUCUGAACAGUUCAGCAGAUGGGAAUAAAGGAAACUUUGUUUUCAGCAGUUCAGCAGAUGUGAGCAAAGGAAACUUCGUGCUCAGCAGUUCAGCUGAUGUGAGCAAAGGAAACUUUGUGCUUAGCAGUUCAGCAGAUGCGAGCAAAGGAAACUUUCUUAUCAGCAGUUCAGUUGAUGCGAGCAAAGGAAACUUUGUGCUCAGCAGUUCAGUAGAUGAGAACAGAGGAAGCUUUGUGCUAAGUAACGGGAAGAGCAACGGUGCAAAGCUAGUAUCCCUGUCUGCAUCUCCUCCUGGAAUUCAGAAACCUGUAAACAGCAGUACACCAGAUCUAGUACUGCAUCCAGCUAAUCAGUUAAGUUCUGAGAAUUACAAGAGGUUGAAUUUGAGUCCGGCCAAGAUUUAUAACGGGGGCCCGCCUCCGGGUACUCCCAUCACACCCGGUACACAGAUAAUCCUGUCAGAGGGUGUGGCUUCAGGGGUAACCAAGCUCUCCUUGUCCCCCAGUGUGUCCCUCCCCCUGGACUCUACCUCCCCACCUCGUAUUUUCCACACUGUUUCCUCGACACCCUUCUCAAGUGGCACUGUGUUCCUGAGUCCUAGUUCAAAAGGAAUCACUACUUCGGCCAUAUCAAACCUCAUUCUUACUCCGGGGAAUCCGAUAUUCUCGAACUCAUCCAACCCUGUCUCCUCCCUCAAGACCUUCCAACCUUCCCUCUCCACUCCCCUCCCUGCCCUCUCAACCCCUAGUGUCUCCGUGUCGAUGAUUGAGAUGAAAAAGCGCGAUAAUAUCGACAAGAUCGAUCUGUCUGAACCCGAGUCGAAGCGAAUUCGACUGGAGCCUCCCGCUGGUGUGACGCAGUAGUCUACUCGAACCCUCAACCAGUGACGCAUAGUCCCCUAGUCUAACGCAGAGCGUGUACGGACUAUAUAGCAUGACGUAGUGAGUGAAAAUCUAAAAUAGCAGAGCUAUAAUCUCUUCCCUGCUAGUCUCUCCACAACUAAAAAACUUGUCACUUUUUACGAAGAAAGCUUGUCACUUCAUUAAAACCAAUCCGGACAUUCGUCGGAAUAAGACAAAUAUUGGUAUUCACCUAACUAGUGGUAAACACGACACUUAACUUAAAUCACGUUUUGAAUUUGUUGAAAAUUAAAAUUUAUGCAGAGUUCUGGAUUGUCAGUUUAACUUGUUGAUUUCUAUUUAGAAUUAUGUAAAAAAUUGUAUAAAGUGUUAUAUUAUCUUAUCACUGUUGGCAUAAAGGGAAGGAUAAAACUUUCAAAUAAGAUGGCAUCCCUUCUUUCAAAACAAAAUAUUUUUUCUAGUCUUAUUUUCUCAGAAUAAGUACGCAUUGAUUUACAGAUCAGAUUAUUUUAACAUUUGAUUGAAGGAUGUCAGUUUUCUUGGUCUGAACGUACCUGAAUUUACCUAGGAUUUUAACAUUUUAGAACUGUGCUCAAUCAAGCCUGCUCUAGCAUAUCGAAUAACAGGGUUGAUAAGUUAUGCAAAUUUUUCACCAAUUUAAAAUGUUAAUCCCCCCCCCCCCCACUCUUUUAUUCAGGAACCUUCCUUUUGCCUAGCUGUUGUUGAAUUUAUAAAUAUCUAUAGUCCUGGAUUAUAACCGCCCACUCACCUUUCAUUCAUUCAUUUAGACUGACUUCUAAAUUACAAGUUGUCGGUCCCCUAUUCAUGCUUACACCGUCAACAUUCAGUUUUCAUUCAGAAUCUGUAACAGAAUUUAAAUAAAAUGUGUCAACAAAAUUUUUGUUAAAUAUUUCA